AUGAGAUUGAUUCCAAUGUAUGAAGAAAUCAAAUUUGGUCAUUGUAAAUCUAAAGUGCGAAAUACAGAUGUGAUGUCUAUGAAGGGGAAAUAUCAAUCAGUCUUAGUCAAAUACUUUAGAAUUGAAUCUUUUGAAGGUGAAGGUGUAGUUGGUGAUCUUUGUGGACCUAAGACUCGAACUAUUACUUUACCAAAAGUAUAUGGAUAUCUCACGAUAGUUCAAGCAGGAACGGCCAUAGCCUUUAGCACUUUUCUUGUAACUCAUCUAAGUGCAACAACUUUAGCCACUCUUGGUGGUAUAGAACUAACGAAUAAAACCAUCAUACUUGGUAGAGUUUAUUAUCAAAAUAAAUUAUUAGAACCCAUAGUAGUAUUUGGUGCAUUGGUUGGACAUGUAGCAGCUGGUAUAGCAAAACGAAGUAUUAAACUCUAUUGGAAAUAUAAUAAACGAGAUGAUAGAAAACUUACGGGAGAAGUUCAUGAAAAGGUUGAAAAAAUUGUUACGGAUGAAAAGAAUGAACAAGGAAAUGUAAGCAUUGGACGAUAUUUGGGCGAUUCUUCUUUAAUUAACGCGACAUACGUAACACUUUCUCUCCGAAAAUGGCCAGUUACUUCAUACUUAAGUUUAACCGCUUUAAUCGGAUUGACUGCUUAUCAUGUUAUUAGCGGUUUUCCUGUCGUUUAUAAAAUUUUAAGAGGUUCCGUAUUAAAGAAAAGUGCUGAAAAACAAGUCGUUCUUAGUGAUUCUGCAAAAAAGCGACAACGUAUUAUCAGAAAUGGUAUAAUGAUUACUUCGAUUGGUUUAUUGACUACCGGAUUAUUGGUUAUAGGUGGGAAAUUUGGCAAAGAUCCUAGAAUUCCUUUACGUACCGAAUAUUUAAAAGUUUAUGGUCAAGUACUUCCACAAAGUUGGGUAAGAUAUUAG
Funneliformis geosporum is the source of this 924-nucleotide messenger RNA. Lineage: Eukaryota; Fungi; Glomeromycota; Glomeromycetes; Glomerales; Glomeraceae. The record is from the annotation of a GenBank genome assembly.